AUGCCCAGUUUGCACGACACCACCCCGGCGAUGGCGCCGUCCUACGACACGCCGGAGGGCGUGGACAUCCGCGGCCGUUACGACCCGGAGUUCGCGGCCAUCCUGACCCGCGACGCGCUGGCCUUCGUGGCCGGCCUGCAGCGCGAGUUCCGCGGCCCCGUCAGGUACGCCAUGGAGCGCCGGCGUGAGGCCCAGCGGCGCUACGACGCCGGCGAGCUGCCGCGGUUCGACCCGUCCACCAGGUUCGUCCGGGAGGGAGACUGGGCGUGCGCGCCCGUGCCGCCGGCCAUCGCGGACCGGACCGUGGAGAUCACCGGCCCCGCCGACCCGAGGAAGAUGGUCAUCAACGCGCUCAACUCCGGCGCCAAGGUCUUCAUGGCUGAUUUCGAGGACGCGCUGGCGCCGACGUGGGAGAACCUGAUGCGCGGGCAGGUGAACCUGCGGUACGCCGUGGCCGGCACCAUAAGCUUCCGCGACGCGGCGCGCGGCGGCCGGGUGUACAAGCUCGACGAGCGCACCGCGAAGCUGUUCGUCAGGCCGCGCGGCUGGCACCUGCCGGAGGCGCACGUGCUCAUCGACGGCGAGCCGGCCAUCGGCUGCCUCGUGGACUUCGGGCUCUACUUCUUCCACAGCCACGCCGCCUUCCGCGCCGGCCAGGGCGCCGGAUUCGGCCCCUUCUUCUACCUCCCCAAGAUGGAGCACUCCAGGGAGGCGAGGAUAUGGAACGGCGUGUUCGAGAGGGCGGAGAGGGUGGCCGGGAUCGAGCGUGGGAGCAUCAGGGCGACGGUGCUGGUGGAGACGCUGCCGGCGGUGUUCCAGAUGGACGAGAUCCUGCACGAGCUGCGCGACCACUCGGCGGGGCUCAACUGCGGGCGGUGGGACUACAUCUUCAGCUACGUCAAGACGUUCCGCGCCCACCCGGACCGCCUCCUCCCCGACCGCGCCCUCGUCGGCAUGGCGCAGCACUUCAUGCGCUCCUACUCCCACCUCCUCAUCCGCACCUGCCACCGCCGCCGCGUCCACGCCAUGGGCGGCAUGGCGGCUCAGAUUCCGAUCAAGGACGACGCGGCGGCGAACGAGGCGGCGCUGGAGCUGGUGCGCAGGGACAAGCUGAGGGAGGUGCGCGCGGGGCACGACGGCACGUGGGCGGCGCACCCAGGGCUCAUCCCGGCGAUCCGGGAGGUCUUCGAGGGCCACCUCGGAGGGAAGUCUAACCAGAUCGACGCGGCGGCACCCGUCGACGCCAUCACGGAGGAGGACCUGAUCCAGCCGCCGCGGGGUACGCGCACGGUGGAGGGGCUGCGGCUCAACACCCGGGUCGGCGUGCAGUACCUCGCGGCGUGGCUGGGCGGGUCCGGGUCCGUGCCGCUGUACAACCUCAUGGAGGACGCGGCCACCGCGGAGAUCAGCCGCGUGCAGAACUGGCAGUGGCUCCGCCAUGGCGCGGUGCUCGACGCCGGCGGCGUGGCGGUCCGAGCCACGCCGGAGCUGCUCGCGCGCGUCGUGGAGGAGGAGAUGGCGAGGGUCCAGGCAGAGGUCGGCGCGGAGAGGUUCCGCCGGGGGCGCUACGCGGAGGCUGGCAGGGUCUUCAUCCGGCAGUGCGUCGCGCCGGAGCUGGACGACUUCCUCACACUGGAUGCCUACGGCCUCAUCGUGGUGCACCAUCCCAGAGGGACGCCAUCCAAGCUCUGA
Triticum turgidum subsp. durum (durum wheat) is the source of this 1692-nucleotide messenger RNA. The record is from the annotation of a GenBank genome assembly. Lineage: Eukaryota; Viridiplantae; Streptophyta; Magnoliopsida; Poales; Poaceae.